AUGCCACCCAGCUCGAACUCGACACGACCACAUAUCCUGAGACCAUCCAACCUCUCCUCGCCUACGAGCUCUCCUCCUCCAAAGCCAUCAAGACCGAAUAUCUCAGAGAAGCCUGCCAUGACGCUCGAUUCAGUAACGAAACUCUCAAUUGCAGAAUUGGCGAUUUAUGUCGCUCUCCUGCCGCUCACGGGUUGGCUGCUUUACAGGCAUGGUCGACGCGCGAUCGUAGCGUUCUUCUUCGUUGUUGCCUUCGAAGUACUUCGAAUCGUCGCUGCAGGCAUUCAAAUUGGCGAUCACAAUAGCCCGCACCCAUCUAUCUCAGGAACCAUCGUCUCCUCCGUUGGCUUGAGCCCUUUGCUGCUCGCGACUGCGGGCUUUCUGGCUUUGCUAAAGGGCUACUAUGCGACAUCGAACCGCAAUGAUGCUGCAACACUCAUUGAAGAGGCGGGGAUUCAUGUUGGCGCAAUCAGUGGUAUUGCGCUGCUCGCAACCGGCGGAGCGAAGCUUGGAGGUGACCACAACACCCAAUCAGACAUCAACACGGCGUACACGCUGCUCAAGACUGGCGCCAUCAUCCUCCUACUCACAUGGAUCGCGGUCUUUCUCCUCUGUGCUCACCUUUGCCUCAAGCUUCACAAACAGCGAGCCGCAGGGUUUCUGAUGGUGUUGGCGUCCGUCUUCAUCGGCGUAAGAGCCAUCUACAGUGUGGUAUACGCCUUCGAUCAUGCCAGGUCACUGAGCCCCUUUACAGGAAGCUUUGCAGUCAAAUUCGUGUUGAUAUUUUUGGUGCAGCUCAUUUCCAUCUUGUUCUUGCUUGCUGUUGCGUUUGUGACUCGCAAUCUCCUGGCCGAUCAUGGAGUGGGCAGGUGGGACCAGGAACGGAGGGAUGCAACUCGCAGCCAGUACAGUCAAGGCAUCUCUAUCCCGCUUACACCGGGGUCUUCCAAGUGA
Fonsecaea erecta is the source of this 951-nucleotide messenger RNA. RefSeq lists its product as hypothetical. The coding region runs from base 1 to 951 and encodes 316 amino acids. The record is from RefSeq and is a predicted model, not a curated record. The transcript has a single exon. NCBI's taxonomy places the organism in Eukaryota, Fungi, Ascomycota, Eurotiomycetes, Chaetothyriales, Herpotrichiellaceae.